Ipomoea triloba (trilobed morning glory) is the source of this 1826-nucleotide messenger RNA. RefSeq names its product teosinte glume architecture 1-like. Gene Ontology annotation, cellular component: nucleus. NCBI's taxonomy places the organism in Eukaryota, Viridiplantae, Streptophyta, Magnoliopsida, Solanales, Convolvulaceae. Bases 28 to 1500 code for a protein of 490 amino acids. The transcript is spliced from 4 exons. The record is from RefSeq and is a predicted model, not a curated record. Gene Ontology annotation, molecular function: DNA binding.
GGAGUUGCAAGAAGUAGAAAUGGGUUGAUGGGUUGGGAAUUGGGUGGGUUUGAAGGCAUUGGGAAUCAAGGAUUUGUGGAAUUGGGUUCUCAAGAUUUGGUGAGAAAAGCUGCCAUGGCUAAUAACAAUAGUGGGGGUAGUGGAGGAGGAAGAGCUUUUGCAGCUUUUCACAAUGUGUUCUCUAGGGAAGAUGAUUCUUCUCCUAAUUCCAGAGAUUCAUCUCUCAUUGACUUGAAACUUGGGGGAUUUCCUGAUCAUAUCAAAUCCCCCAAGCCCAACAACACCUCUUCUUCUUCUUCUUCAGCUCACUCAUCUACCCCAGCCAAGAGAUUGAGAGGGGGUGGGGGAGGAGCCAAUUCCCAGAACCCCCCAUACUGCCAGGUUCAAGGCUGCAAGAAAGAUCUCACCUCUUGUAAGGACUACCACAAGAGGCAUAAAGUGUGUGAGGUUCAUUCCAAGACUGCUAAGGUCAUUGUGAAUGGUAUCGAGCAACGCUUUUGCCAGCAAUGUAGCAGGUUCCAUUUACUGGCUGAAUUUGAUGAUGGCAAACGUAGCUGUCGUAAACGCUUAGCUGGUCACAACGAGCGUCGAAGGAAGCCUCAUACCGGUAUGCAUUCUGCCAGAACAGGGAGGAAUUUCCAGUCAUAUGCUGCUACUAGGUUUCAGGGGAAUGCUUUUUCAACAUCAUCUUUUGUUUGUCAAGAUAUACUGCCCGGAAGCCUUCUGCAUCCACAGAAAUACGAAACGAAUGAGUGGUAUAGGAAUGUGAAAGUUGAGGAAGGGACAGAUUUUAGCCCUCAACUAGCAAUUCCUUUAGCAAAUGGACAGGCACAGGCAAAGUCUGUUUUUGGUUUGUAUAACUCGGAGAAACAUUGUCCUCCUCAUGAUGGUGGAGGGGGAAUAAGCGAGCUAGGAAGGGGCAGGAUUAGUGAGAGUAGUAAUUCCUAUCUACAUGAAAUGGCGGGGCAAGAUUUUGUUCCACGGGGCGCUGUCUAUCAUAGCACGUCGUUGGGUAGUGAAGUUCUGAGCUGCUGCGCUAUUCAGGGCCUGUCUGGGAUAUCGAGUUCUGGGCGUGCUCUCUCUCUUCUGUCAUCCCACUCGCAGAGUUCCUCUACUGCAUCAAUUAUUCCCGGGGCUCAUUCCCUUAUCAACCCGGGGACUAAUGAGCAUUAUGAUAUGGCACAAGUAUCUGACAAGUUCUUGGGGGUUAGCCCACCUGCCUCAACGAGCGCUUUGUCCCCGUCUGGAAUGAAUUCGUCUGAGGAUGCUCGCUUGCAACAGAUGAUGCUGUUUUCUAACGCUGCUCAGACCUAUGCAAUCAAUCCGAUUGUUCAAGGCUCGGGAUAUAUGAAUGUGAAGAACCAAAUUUCUGGCGAAGAAGAUGGCCCUACUAUUGAUUUGCUUCAGCUCUCAUCGCAGCUUCAAAGAGUGGAGCACGAAAGGCACUCCGUGCAAGUGAAGCAAGAAAGUGGCGCUUUCUCUGGCCUCAGAAUCACCUGAGUGAUUCAAACACAGCCUUUGGAUGAUUGAUCAUCGCUUGUGAGGCGCUAAAGCGUGCAGCCUUCCUCUUCCUGCCUUUCCAGCUAGCGAUCUAUCUGAGAAUCGAGGAAGCACAAAGAAGAAAUCGCGCAGAAGCUAAGCCAGGAACAUCGUUUGUGGUGUUCGUUCUUUUCCUUUACUUUUUCGUGUGCUGCUGACAACUACUGUUAGUUCUUUCAAACUUCUUCUGCUUUUAUAUGCAAAUCAUUUGCUUUAAUUUUCUCAGAUGCUUGACGCAAUAAUCAUGACUUUUAGUUGAAUCCCAUCCAUGUUAAGUUGUAUAUGAA